AUGCCGUCUCAAGCUGUUAAACGCAUCAGCAUCCGCUGGCUUCCUGAACCAGCGUACGAGGACACCGACACGAUCGCCCUCAACGUUGGUGGCUACUUCAUUGACUUACGAGUAACGAAAGAAGAUCACACCAUUCAAUGGAGCCGCGCCGGUGAACGCAUCAUGUUAAAACAAUCUCCCCCAACUUUUCGGUGGACGCAUAUCAUUGAUUCGCUUGAUCUAACCGUUCCCGAUGACGCUUACUUCAACAAAUCACCUAACGGAGACGAUUUGGAAAUUGGAACGACCCCCUGCCCGCACAAAGGCGGUGCGCCAACAGACUAUGAAGAGGUUUGGCGGGACAUCACAUCGAAGAGUGCACCGAGCGAGAUAUCGUGGAUUCUUCAGAGUGAAGAUGGAUUGAUCUUCAUUGGGAAGGUUGGGGGCAUAUUUCUGGCUAUUCAAAAGUUCCCCAGCGGCUCGUUCGCGGCUCGCCGGGAGAAUCGCGACGUUUCUAGCGCCGGCUGGGAGGUUUCUUUCGAGUCUGGGGAUGUCUCAAGACUUCUGCGGGCUUUCCAAGUUGUCGAGGUUUUGGAAAAAGACAGCCAGAUUUGGGCUGAAAAUCAAGAGAUUACUAUAAAUGGAGGGAUUUAUGUUUUCAGGGGCGUUAAUUCCGACUGA
This is a messenger RNA of Colletotrichum gloeosporioides, 660 nucleotides long. RefSeq lists its product as uncharacterized. The record is from RefSeq and is a predicted model, not a curated record. Lineage: Eukaryota; Fungi; Ascomycota; Sordariomycetes; Glomerellales; Glomerellaceae. Bases 1 to 660 code for a protein of 219 amino acids. The transcript has 2 exons.